CGGUUCAAGACGGUGCACCGCGCGCGGCCGUUUCACAUACGACAAAUUUAACACAAACGUGAUUAAUUUGUGAAAAGUGUUCUAUAUAGUAAACCGUGUAUGUCGGAUUGCAGUGUAGUGUUCAUACGUUUCACUUUUUCUGUGUUGUUUUAAUUCAUACGCGUUUUGAAAUCCAAAAUCUUUAUACUCCAUACAAAUAAAACGAGAAUUGAUUAUGUUUGUGAACGAAAUUGUGUUAUGUUGAAAGGAUUCUGGAGGUGCGAGUGACAAUGUGUGUGCGGUGAGAACAAGUGUCGCGCGAUGUUGCGCGUCGUCGCGUGGCUGCUGCUGGCGACAGCGGCGCGCGGCGAGCACGUCCGCGAAUUCACCGUCCGCGAGAACCUGCCUGCUGGCUCCUUCGUCGGCCAUCUCGGCGACGAGCUACCCGACGCUGCGCCCCCAUAUACCAUUGUGCCCGUCCCAGGCAGCGCCGUCAACGACGACCUCAAAGUAGACCCUCACACUGGAGAAAUAAGGACUCGAAUACCACUAGACAGAGAAAACAGGGACCAGUACGCACUAGUCGCCAUCCCUGCGAGCGGCGAUAAUAUCCGAGUAGUCGUUAGGGUUUCCGAUGAAAAUGAUAACGCUCCAACUUUCCCCACCUCAGUGAUGAAUGUUGAGUUCUCAGAGAAUACCCCCAGAGAUGUUAAGAGGAAACUGAAUCCGGCUAAGGAUCAGGAUUUAGGUGUAUUCAAUACACAGAAAUAUAACAUUGUGUCGGGGAACACGGAUAACGCUUUUAAAUUAUCCUCGCAUAGGGAAAGAGAUGGGGUUUUGUACUUGGACCUCCAAAUCAAUGGGUUUCUCGAUAGGGAGACAACUGAUCACUAUAAGUUAGUUAUUGUAGCACUAGACGGUGGAACUCCACCACUAAGUGGAACCAUGACAGUUAAUAUAACUAUUUUAGAUGUAAACGAUAACCCACCUGUGUUCGCGGAAAGUGCGUACUCGGCAAAUAUACCGGAAAACGCGACUGUUGGCACACCAGUUUUGAAAGUAUUCGCGACCGACUCUGAUGCGGGUGAAAAUGGUUUAAUCGAGUACUCGAUAAAUAGGAGACAAAGUGAUAAAGAGAAUAUGUUCAGGAUAGACCCAGAAACGGGUGAAAUCACGGUGAAUAAAGCUCUCGAUUUUGAGACGAAAGAACUGCACGAGCUGGUUGUUGUAGCCAGAGAUAAAGGUGCGCAGCCUUUAGAAACAACAGCAUUUGUCUCUAUCAGAGUAACGGACGUGAACGACAAUCAGCCUACGAUAGACGUCAUAUUCUUGAGCGACGAUGCGACUCCAAAGAUAUCGGAAUCCGCUCAGUUGGAUGAAUUCGUGGCGCGUAUAUCGGUUCACGAUCCGGAUUCCAAAACGGAGUACUCAAACGUGAAUGUUACGUUGAGCGGUGGCGACGGGCAUUUUGAUUUACGGACACACGACAACAUUAUCUAUCUGGUGGUCGUUGCGUUGCCUUUGGACCGCGAAUCUAGAUCAUCGUAUACUCUGAAUGUUGUAGCAACUGACAAGGGGUCGCCUCCCCUGCAUGCGUCUAGGAUAAUAAGCCUCCGAGUAACUGAUGUGAAUGAUAAUGCCCCUGUUUUUCUCGAGAGUGAAUAUAAAGCGAGUGUACCCGAAGCGGCCGCGCCUGGGACCCCCGUAGUACAAGUGUCCGCUACUGACGCCGAUGAGGCAGAAAAUUCGGAGAUUCGGUACAGUCUUCUGCCGACUCCCCAAUCAGAUUGGUUUUCGAUUGACGAGCGUUCGGGAUUAGUGACGACACGGUCCAGGGUCGAUUGUGAGACGAAUCCGAUGCCACAAUUGACGGUGGUGGCAAAAGAUCGCGGUAACCCUCCGUUGUCGUCGACGGCAACUUUGGUGGUAACAGUGUUAGAUGUGAACGACAACGAGCCGAUCUUCGACCAGUCCUUCUACAAUGUUACUGUUCCGGAGAGUGAAUCAGUCGGCAGCUGUAUUUUAAAGAUGUCCGCAAUAGAUCCCGACUGCGGAGUCAACGCCAUUGUCAACUACACUCUGGGUGAUGGUGCAGCUCGAUCCCAAUUUACCGUCAAAUCUGAUAGCGGAGAACUCUGUAUUGCUUCACCUUUGGACCAUGAGAUCAGCAGUGAAUUCGAGUUUCCCGUCAUUGCCACUGAUAGAGGGGGCCUGUCCACGACCGCUAUGGUGAAGAUCCAACUGCUUGAUAUAAAUGACAACGUACCAGCAUUCGUUGUGAAGGACUACAAUGUCUCUUUGAAAGAAGGCAGGAUAUCAUCGAACGAACCCAUUGUGGCGGUCUCCGCUACAGAUUCAGAUUCAGGCAGAUUCGGAAUGGUCACGUACAGAAUUGUUAGUGGCAAUGAUAAUGAUGUAUUCAGAAUUGAUAGAGGCACAGGUGAUAUACUUGUAACGAAGCCGGCGUUGAUACAAGCUAAUGCUAAAUAUGAUUUGGAAGUAUCCGCUACGGACGGCGGAGGUCUGACCGCACCGCAAGGGGCUGUGGUACAUAUAAAUGUAUUGCCAGCUGGUAUUGGUUCAGCGUUGUUCGAUAAACCAAGAUACAAUUUUCGUAUAGUUGAAGAUGUAGGAGUUGGAGCUGUUGUUGGUACUUUGAAGGCUACUGUCGGCGACAGAGGCAAGCAACCCGUCCGGUACAGCAUCGUCUCCGGAGAUCCUGAACGCCGUUUCACCAUCGAACCACUUUCGGGAGCAAUAAAGACAGCCGCCCAGUUGGAUAGAGAAGUCACUGCCUCUUAUCUGCUAAACGUCAGAGCUACCACAGGAAAUCCAAACAGCUAUGAUCAAACUCAGGUCCAAAUUACACUAGACGAUGUGAACGACAAUGCACCAGAGUUCGGCACGACUUCAGUGAGGGUAUCAGUCGCAGAAUCAGCUGCUGUCGGCUCAGCUGUGUACGCGGCCCGAGCUACCGACAAUGACAGCGGGAGAAAUGGGCAAAUCACGUACAGUCUGCUAUCGGCUACUGGACCGCCGAAUACUUUUGCUGUGAACAGUCAACAUGGAAUGGUCACUUUGUUGAGGCCGCUGGAUUAUGAGAACAUGGUUCGUCACACCCUGGUGAUUACAGCGAGGGAUGCAGGCGCGCCGUCACUCGCCACCAACCUGACGCUUUCGGUGGACGUUCAAGACGUUAACGAUAACCCGCCAGUGUUUGAACACGACGCGUAUACUGUUAACGUGCUGGAAUCCGAACAUGUCAAUACGAAGGUUUUAGAAAUCCAAGCUGUAGAUAAAGAUACAGGGAACAACGCUCGUAUCACGUAUCGUAUAGUAUCAGAGAACAGUACAGCAAAUGAGGAAUAUUUUAAAGUACAACCUACUACAGGAUGGGUGUAUUUGGCAAAACCACUUGAUAGAGAAACUAUAUCUAAACAUAAAAUGGUUAUAACAGCCACGGACAAUGGUAUUCCACCGUUGUCUGCGACAGCUGUCCUUGUAGCUAAUAUUGUAGAUGCAAAUGAUAAUGAUCCUGUCUUCUCUAAGCCACGGUAUGAGUUUCAAGUGGAAGAGAACCAAAAAGGUGGAGCCUUCGUUGGCAAGAUCACUGCAACUGAUGCGGAUUUAGGAGAGAAUUCGAUUAUAAGAUACAGCUUAUUUCCAUCGAAUACAAGUUUCGUCAUUAAUCCUACUACAGGUGUUUUAUCUACGAAAGAUGUUCUAGACCGUGAACAUAAAUCGUCGUAUUCACUGUUUGCGGAAGCAAAAGACCAAGGCAGUCUCCCAAGAUCUAGUCGAGUACCGGUAUCAAUUAAAAUUACAGAUGUCAAUGAUAACUCACCAGAAAUAAUUGAUCCUAGAGAAGAUGUUGUUAGUGUCCGAGAAGAACAGCAGCCUGGUGCAGAAGUAGCUAGAGUAAAAGCUGUAGACAGAGAUAAUGGUAUAAAUUCUUCUGUAACAUAUUCCAUCUUAAAUGAUAGGGACAUGGACGGUUAUGGAGUAUUUGUCAUUGACUCGUAUACUGGAGUUAUUAAAACUAGUACAGUUCUUGAUCAUGAAGAAAGGUCUAUAUACCGAUUAACUGUUGCGGCGACUGAUGGUGGAACUCCUCCAAGGCAAACAGUGAGACAGCUUAAAGUUGAAGUACUAGACCUUAAUGACAAUAGACCUACAUUUACAAGCUCAAGUCUCACGUUUAAAGUAAAAGAAGAUGCUAGAAUUGGUCAUAUAGUGGGUACAGUCGCCUGCUGUGAUAGCGAUGUUCAAGAUAACCUAAUAAAUAGUGAUGAAGAGAAACAGAUAUCCUACUUAUUGAUGCCUUUAACAACAGAUCAUUCACCUGGAACUUUUGAAAUAGACAGACGUACUGGUUCUUUAGUAGUUGCAAGACAACUAGAUAGAGAAAUUCAAGAAGAAUAUAGAUUAGAAGUUCGAGCGCUGGAUACAUCAGCAACUAACAAUCCUCAGAGUAGUGCUGUAACUGUGAAAAUAGAAAUUGUGGAUGUAAAUGAUAACGCUCCCCAAUGGCCUCAAGAUCCCAUAAAUAUAGAAAUAUCCGAAAUUACUCCUAUGGGUAUGAACGUCUACAAUUUCACAGCAAAAGAUGCUGAUAAUGGUGCCAAUGGAGAGUUAAAUUUUCAUAUAGUUUCAUCUUUACCCUCCACAAAGAAUGUUUUUAAUCUGGAUCCUUUAACAGGGUCUCUAACGCUUACUUCAAAUCUAGAUUUUGAGACAUUGAAAGAAUAUUGGAUAGUUAUCGAGGCAACUGACUUGGCUUCUAAUAUUUCUGAAAGAAUGGCGACAUCAGCAACAGUUCACAUAUCAGUGACAGAUGCAAAUGACAAUGUACCAACUUUUGUAUCGGCAAAUAAAGUCUCGGUUUCCCUCAAUACUUUAACUGGCACAUUAUAUCAAGCAUUAGCAAUAGACGCUGACUCUGGUGAUAAUGGUAGAAUAUCAUAUUACAUUUCUAGUGGUAAUGACCACGCGUAUUUUUCAAUGGAAUAUGACGUUGGAAAACUAACUUUGUCGAAGAAGUAUUCGACAGAUAUUAAUAGAGUACGUCCUGGUCAGUAUAUACUGAAUUUGACUGCUUCAGAUCAUGGAAUACCAUUUCCGAGGCAAAGUCACAUGACACUAACAUUAAAUCUACAAGAGUCAACUAAUGUGCCCCCUAGAUUUACUGAGCCUUUAUACAGAGCUAACAUAAGUGAAGACAUUCGACCAGGAAGUUUCGUAACGAGGCUAUUGGCAAAAUCUUCUAGAGGAAAUACUGGAAACUUGACUUACAUGAUACCAUCUGGAGUAGCUGACGAUAAAUUUACAAUAGAUGAACGCCUCGGCACUGUUACGGUAAAAUCUAAAAUAGACAGGGAACAAAAAGACCAUUAUACAUUUCCAGUCUACGUGACAGAUUCUAGUACAUUCCAAUCAACUACCAAUUUCGACGUCACAACUGUAACUAUCAGCAUUACAGACGUGAAUGAUAACCCACCGAGUUUCAAAAUAGGGUCUUGUUAUCCACUGGCGGUUCCAGAAAAUAACGAGCCAGAAGUUAUUCAUACUGUAGUAGCAACCGAUAUGGAUAUAGGAGCAAACGGCGUUAUUACUUAUAGUAUAAUAUCUGGGAAUAACGGGAACAAGUUUUCAAUCGAUUCUACGACAGGAAAGCUCACCGCUAAAACAUUAGACCGUGAAACGCAGGCGAAAUAUCAUUUGACAAUAACGGCUUUUGAUCACGGCUCACCAAUCGCUUUACAAGGAUCUUGUAAUAUUACUGUGAUGGUUGAAGAUCAGAAUGAUAAUGAUCCAGUAUUUGAUACGGGUCAUUAUUCAGCAACGAUACCAGAAAAUGCCCCUAUCGACACCUCAGUAAUAAAAGUGAGAGCAACCGACGCCGAUUUGGGAUUCAAUAAGCGUAUCGUUUAUUCAUUGGCAAACGAGAGUCAAGGACUGUUUAGAAUCGAUAAUAAAACUGGAAUAAUUUUUACUACUGGGUCAUUUGAUAGAGAAAAAACGAAUGUUUAUCAUUUUGAAGCUGUUGCUACCGAUCAAGGUCGCUACGUCACUCGAUCUCAAAGGGUUUCAGUCGAAGUUACAAUCGAUGAUGUUAAUGACAAUAAGCCGGUGUUCACGAAGUAUCCAUUCAAGGAACAAGUAGCUACAUUAACACAACCAGGACAAAUUCUUCUCCGCGUGACAGCUACUGAUUAUGAUAUAGGAACCAAUGCGGAAGUGCUUUAUGAACUUUUGGAUUCAUCCAAUCAUAAAUUCCGCAUCAACCCCACGACGGGGGUACUUACAGCGACACAAAGUCUCGCCAGUGAAAAUGGAAGACUAAUUCAUUUGAAAGUCAUGGCCAAAGAUAAAGGCAACCCGCCCCAGAGCUCCAUUGGACUUAUCGAAAUCAGAGUCGGAAAUUUUUCCGAUCAAACGCCCACUUUAAAUUUCCAAAACGCCACGUACAAUGUCAGUAUUGAGGAAAAUAUGCAGUACGGCAAACAUGUGCUUCACGUCACAGCGGUCCGUAGCGACGGUCGUCGGCAGAGAAUCUUUUAUGAAAUCGGCAAUGGAAAUGAUCAAUACGCUUUUGAAAUCGACUCUAACACGGGCGUAAUAAGGGUGAACAAUUCGGCGAAUUUGGAUUAUGAAUCGUAUCCGGGCCCUAAGCGGCAACUCGUUGUGGUCGCGCGAACAGAAGGCUCGCCGGUCUUAUACGGUUAUUGCGACGUAAUAAUAAAUCUGCUCGACCAAAACGACCAUGCUCCCAGAUUUACACAACAGCAGUACAUAGCGAACGUUCUAGAGGGCAACGCUAAGGGCGAGUUUGUCGUGCAGCUGGCAGCUAAGGACAGCGACCGCGGCGUGAACGCACGGAUUCUGUACCACAUAGUCGACGGGAACCACGAUAACGCGUUCGUCAUUGAACCGGCUUUCUCGGGAUCGGUUAAAACGAAUAUAGUGUUGGAUCGCGAGAUAAGGGAGACCUACAAAUUGACGGUUAUUGCUACUGACGAAGGCAAUCCACAGAUGACUGGCACAGCUACUCUAAGGAUCAAUGUAGUAGACGUUAACGAUAACCAGCCCACAUUCCCGCCACCGAACCACAUCUCGGUAUCAGAAGGAACGGAAAUCGGGACUGUUCUUACAUCUGUCACGGCGAAUGACGUGGACACAUAUCCUCCACUAAAGUACUCGAUAUUACAGGGAGACAAUAUGUUUUCUAUAGACCGAUUCAGCGGCAAGGUUGUCCUUAAUAAGCCAUUGGAUUUCGAAGCGAAAAAGUUGUAUCAGGUCAACAUAACUGCUUCAGAUAGCGAGCACGUCGCAAAAACUACACUCACAAUAAAAGUGACAGACGUAAAUGAUAAUGCACCUGUAUUUGAUGAAAUCUCUUACAAUAGAAUAUUACCUGAAGGCACAGGUACCCUAGAAAUAGGGUCAGUCAGCGCGAAGGAUAAGGAUAGUGGUGAAAAUGGCAAGAUAACCUAUUCGAUUCUUCGGCCAACUAACGGCUACUACAUAGAUGCGACAUCUGGUGUCAUUUUCGUCAACUACAGCACUCUGCCUUCUAGUCAAAGAGACACGCAGUUGGCUAUAGUGGCUACAGAUUAUGGAAAGCCCAACAAGAGUUCUGUGGCUGCAAUCAGAAUCAGUACUGGUGCUUCUUCGGAAAUAAAACCAUUUAUUGGACAAGAUACAUAUAGGAUCACAGUCAAUGAAGAUACAGAAAAAGGCUCGUCACUUCUACAAAUAGGCGGUAUCAAUGAUGUUUUGAAGAAAUACAACUUAGAUUUUCAUGUAAUAUCUGGUAAUGAAGGAAAUACAUUCGAUGUCAAUUCAGAAGGAGCACUAAUACUUAUUAAUAAAUUGGACAGAGAAUCUCAGGAUUCUUACACCCUAGGUUUGGCUGCAGUAGAGCAAGGGAAAAUAUUUUUUAACAAUCAAAAUAAAACAUCUGUAACAGUUUUCGUCACAGUCACAGAUUCAAAUGAUAACGCACCAGUUUUUUCUACAAAUGAUUUUGAAUUGACUGUUAGUGAAGAUGUCAAAAUAGGAUAUACCUUAACUCAAUUAUCUGCAACAGACGGCGAUUUAUAUGGAACACUAAAUUCAGCUGUGGUUUAUAAUAUUACAUCAGGAGAUGAUGAGAAUAACUUUUAUAUUCAUCCUACUACAGGGGUCUUGACUGUUAAUAAGUCACUUGAUUACGACAUUGGAAAAACUGUGUAUAAACUUAUUGUAGUAGCUUGUGAUCAAGGAAUGCCAUCUCUAUGUAAUGCGGCUUAUAUAAAAGUAGAUAUUAUCGAUGAAAAUGAUAAUAUGCCAACAUUUCCUGUUAAUGAAUAUUUUGAGACUAUUGGAGAGAAUGAAAGAGUUGGUACUUCUGUGUUUACAGCAAGAGCAACAGAUUUAGAUAAAGGAAGAUACGGGAAACUUAACUAUUCGAUUGUACCUGCAUCUACUAAUUACAAUAGAAAUGACGAUUCAUGGAAAAUGUUUCAAAUUGAUUCGUCAUCUGGUUUAGUAAAUACUAAUGCAGUUUUUGAUUAUGAGCAAAAGAAUAAAUAUGAAUUUACUAUAAGAGCUUCAGACUUAGGUGGCAAAAGUUCUACUGUCAAAGUAAGAAUAGAUGUAGAAAGUAGAGAUGAGUUUUAUCCACAAUUUACACAAAAGACGUAUAAUUUUGGUAUUCCAAAAUCAGGCCCAUUGCCUGCAGGCUAUGUUAUAGGACAAGCGACUGCUACUGACAGAGAUAAAGGAAUAGAUGGCCGAAUAGUAUAUCAACUUUCAACGUCUCAUUCUUUCUUCAGAAUCAAUAGGACAACUGGUGUCAUAAUUUUAAAGAAAAAAGUAGAAUCCGUAUCAAGUCUUUUUAGAUCUGAUAAAUCUAUAAGCCUAGUCGUAACGGCUAGUUCUGGAAGACAAGGUUCACUGACAAAUAAGACUGCAGUAGAAAUUCUACUAGACCCUCUUGCUGUUGUAUCAGACAGUAAUCAAUUAAAUGAUACAACUGCUGCUUCAAGUGGAGGACUAUCAGAUUGGGCCUUGGGAUUGUUAAUUGCAUUCAUAUUUAUUAUAAUAAUAUUUGCUGCAGCAUUUUUAUUCCUGCAUAUGAAGAACAAAAGACACAAAAAAGUGAAUAAACCAGGCUUAAGUUCUGAAGGAGUUGGUGCGGCCAAUAGUUACGUAGAUCCAAGCGCUUUUGAUACAAUCCCAAUUAGAAAUACAGGUACUGUGUCAGGAAAUCAGUUUGCACCCCCAAAAUAUGAUGAAAUUCCUCCAUAUGGCCCUCAUACAGCUAGUUCUAAUUCUGGAGCAGCAACCACUUCAGAACUGUCAGGGUCCGAUCAAUCCGGUUCUAGUGGUCGAGGUUCUGCCGAAGAUGGUGAAGAUGGCGAGGACGAAGAAAUUAGAAUGAUAAAUGAGGGUCCUCUCCAAAGAGACUCGGGAAUGCAUAGGCAACCAAACGGAGUUGACGACGAUAAUCUUUCUGAUGUCUCAGUUCAUAAUACUCAAGAAUAUUUAGCUAGGUUAGGAAUAGUCGAUACAGGUACUGGUGGAGGGGCUUCAACCUCUUCAAGAAGAUGUUCAGAAAAUGUAGGAAAUAAGGAUACAAUGCUACAUCACGGAACUAUAGACUCGAUGCAUAUGUUUGAUGAAGAUGGUGGGCAUGAAAAUGAUAUAACAAAUCUUAUAUAUGCAAAAUUAAAUGAAGUAACAGGUAGUGAAAGAGCCAGUAGUGCUGACGAAGCUAGCGCUGCUGUAGACAGAGCUAUGGCAUUGGGAGCAUUUCCUAGUACACCUGGUGACAAUACAGCGGUACCGACGGCUGGACCGUCAAUGACUGGUAGUCUUAGUUCUAUAGUCCAUUCUGAAGAAGAGCUUACGGGUAGUUAUAAUUGGGAUUAUCUUCUUGAUUGGGGACCUCAAUAUCAGCCAUUAGCUCAUGUAUUCUCUGAAAUAGCUCGUUUAAAAGAUGAUGCAGUUUCACUCCAAAGCGUUAACAGUGGCGCGUCUAGUGCUAAGAGUAAAGGUACAUCAAUAUCAGGUGGAAAAAGUGUUCCACCACCGCUGUUAACCACAGUAGCUCCUAGAAGCUGCCCAGCUCCUUCUUUAUCUUGUAGACAACCUCAGCAUUUAUUACCUAGGUCCCCUAUAAGUCAUGACGUACCUGGUGGCUUCUCAGCUGCUGCCGCUAUGUCUCCAUCCUUCUCCCCUUCACUAUCACCUUUAGCAACAAGAUCUCCGUCUAUGUCGCCUCUAGUAGGCCCAGGUCUUCCACCAGCUCCCGCUAGUAGAAAACCUCCACAUUCCACAAUGAGGAUAUGAAAAUUAUUGUAUCGUUUCCUAGGAUUUUGUACAUACUUUAAUUACUAUUUGCUCGUAAUUAUUGGUAGUAUUAUUUAUUGAUUACCGAUGUGAUCGGUCUAAUUUCUUUUUUUUUUAUCUCAUUUUGUGCAUUAAUAUACGACUGUCAUAAAUGUGCUCAAAGUGAUUUAUUAAGCGCUUAUUACCGGUUUUUACGGUAAAUGUAUAUAAAACUUUAUUCGGGUUAACUCUAUUGUAAAUAUUAGUAUGUAUACUUAUUAGUGCCUUGUACAAUUUAAAACGAAGACUGCCAUGAUAUUAUAAUUAUAAAACAAACAGCUUUAUUUAAGCUAUAAGGAUAUGCAAUUUUUAAUAUAGGCUUUAUUGAGAACGAUGUAUUUUUAUAAAAUACAUUUGCAAAUUUGAAAAAAGAAUUUUGUAUUUUAUAUAACUUUUUGUGCCUUUUGUAUUGAUUUCUAGAAAAUCAUUUAUGUAAAGACCUAAUAAUGUACUGUGAUUUUCGUAUAAGUAUCGAAAAUGGCGGAGAAUUUAUUCAGAAUUAUUUAGCAAUAAUAAUGUUGUUAGUUUUACUGGAACGUUGAAUAAUUCUGAAUGGAUACUUGAUGUAUAUAAUGUUUAUAUAAUUAUCUUUAAGUCCAGAUUGUCAGUGGAGUGUAUAAACAUGAAUAAAAAUGUUUAAAAAUUA
Messenger RNA from Galleria mellonella (greater wax moth), 10999 nucleotides. RefSeq names its product protein dachsous (gene ds). Gene Ontology annotation, molecular function: calcium ion binding. Bases 301 to 10314 code for a protein of 3337 amino acids. Gene Ontology annotation, cellular component: plasma membrane. Gene Ontology annotation, biological process: homophilic cell-cell adhesion. Lineage: Eukaryota; Metazoa; Arthropoda; Insecta; Lepidoptera; Pyralidae. The transcript is spliced from 16 exons. The record is from RefSeq and is a predicted model, not a curated record.